CACAUAUAUGCGCAAGAAUUUUGAGUUAAUUUUGAAAUUUCUCCAAAUUGUGUCUUGAAUUCAAAUGGCAUGUAUUGUAAAGAAGGCGCACAUAUUAUAUUGUGAGAAUUUGCUUGAAUUUUGCGAUCUCAAAUAUCUGCUACGCCCACUUCCCUCAAAUGCUUCGAAAAUCACUGCAUAUACACACUGUACAUGUAGUUAGUUAUUCCCAAUUCUCAGUGAACCUUCCCUUUACUUCCAGGUCAGACUGUAUAAAAUCUUUGUGGACAACGAGUAAAUCGGUCCCAUUUGUUCUCAGAGAUAAAUCAACUCCAACUGUUGUUGGGAGUGUCCUAGUUAGUGAGCCAUUACUUGCGAGUAAUCUACAACAAGAGUUGGAUAUCACAUAUGAUACAUUUGAGCCUAAUAAAUCGAAUAUUUUAAAACGAGCCUAUCAAUACAUAUUAGGGGAUGUGUUAUUGGGGAAACAAAAAACUGAGCAAAUGCUAAAAGUUGGCACUAAUUUGAUAGGUAUAGGAGAGGUUUUCCUCCAGGGAAACUUAAUUGUGCUGACUCCUCCCAAAAAUGGAAGCAAGUAUAUUCUUUCUUUAUUAACCAAACAGGAGAUCAUAAAGAACAUGGAGAAACAAACUUUAGGUCGUAGAUUUAUUUUAAAAAUGUUGGGAUGGAUUAGUAUUGGUGUGUUUGCAUACAGUAUAUACAAACUCCUAAAUAGACCUACACAACCUGAAAACAAUUUUCAGCAUAGGAUAAGAUGGGACAUUGAAGAUGAGAUACCACAUUGGAACCAUGAUCCAGUUGAACAUAAUCAAGCUGAAAUACAAAACAAUCAACCUGAAAUACAAAACAAUCAGCCUGGAAUACAAAACAAUCAGCCUGAAAUACAAAACAAUCAGCCUGAAAUACAAAAUAAUCAGCCUGAAAUACAGAACAAUCAGCAUGAAAUUGUAUUUAUAAGGGAAGAACCAGAGUGUGUUAUUUGCUUCUCUGCUCCUAUGGCUGUUGUUUUAAUCCCCUGUGGUCAUAUUUGUUUGUGUAGAGACUGUGCCAAUGCUUUACAUAGACCCAAGCUAUGCCCAAUUUGCAGGAGACGUGUCACAAAGAUACAACCAUAUUUUCAUGCAUGAACUCCUACUUGGCUAUAUAAGGGGAAUGAGGUAAUUGUGUUUUUGGAGUGGGCAAAAACUUGAUACCUCUUUGUAGGGAACACCUGUUUACAAGGAACAGUUUUGGCAAGUCUUGGAAAGUGUUCCUUGAAUGCAGGUUUUAAUGCAAAUGCCUUCAGUACAGGUAUAUUGUCUUGACAUUUUGUUCAUAUUUACUCUUAAACAUGUCCCAUUCUUUUUGACCCACUCUGU
Messenger RNA from Owenia fusiformis, 1358 nucleotides. Lineage: Eukaryota; Metazoa; Annelida; Polychaeta; Sabellida; Oweniidae. The record is from the annotation of a GenBank genome assembly.